Messenger RNA from Lotus japonicus, 2390 nucleotides. RefSeq names its product beta-glucuronosyltransferase GlcAT14A-like. The transcript is spliced from 4 exons. Gene Ontology annotation, cellular component: membrane. Lineage: Eukaryota; Viridiplantae; Streptophyta; Magnoliopsida; Fabales; Fabaceae. Gene Ontology annotation, molecular function: glucuronosyltransferase activity. Bases 747 to 2009 code for a protein of 420 amino acids. The record is from RefSeq and is a predicted model, not a curated record.
CUAGAUUAUGACAAUUAACCUAACAGAUUAAUUGUUCUUGUCAUCAUCACUUCAUGCAUUUUCUUUACUUUACCUUAACUCUCACAUGCACUUCCCUUUCUUUUCAAUUUCUUUUGUGUUUCUGCCGUUUCAAUUUAUGAUCAUAUUCUUUUCACGCGUUACAGCACAGUAUUUCCCAAACAAUCGUUAUAACUGAAAUUUAUUGACCAUUGUUUGAGCUUAAACCUAUCUUUAUUUUAUCCCAAUUCAACGUUUGGUUUUCUAGAUCGUUAUUUUUCAAGCUUUCCGUUUCGUUACAUAAUUCGUUUUCUCCGUUUCAAUUUUUAGUUCUUCAAUGCCAAGAGCAAAAUCUGUUAUUUCUUAAUUAAUUAAUACGUUAAUAUUCACUGGCAAGUUUUGUCGAUUUUUUUCAUGCUCAAAUUUGUCUUGUUUCCUUGUACAUAUUUUUUUCGUAAUUUAAUUAUAGGUUUCUUAAUUGACCUGUUUGAUUAAGAAACCUGUGAUUGCUUUGUUUGUUGAACAAUUAAUCUCACCCCAGAAGAGAACUGCAAAUUUCUGUAAUUUAAUGUUUGAUGUGGAUUCAGCAGACACUGUUCAAAGGCAGAGAUUGUUGAUUGUAUAUGAAGAGGAUGUUAUUUAGGUUUAUUUAGCAGCUGCUUUGGUGGUGAUUCAUGUUUCAAAUGUUUCAUGGAAUCUAGAAUGUGACAAUUGGAUAGGUUUGUGAGUAUCCAUGAUAGUUCUCAGUGAUGGGGUUCUUAAACAUGGAGAAAAAAUGGAUCUUUCCUAUCAUCAUGACAUCUGCUUUUUGCAUUCUCUUUCUAGCCACAUCCUUCAACAUGGGCCUUGUAUCUUCAAUUCACUCAAUCAAUUCGCUAUUCUUCUUUCUCCCGUCUCAUUCGCAACCAAACCAAACUUCCCAGGCAUUUGUAGAGCGGAAGAUUUCUCCUGCUCCUGCUCCUUCUAAGCCUGCAAUUCCGCGUUUCGCAUAUUUGAUCGCCGGCUCCAAAGGCGAUUUGGAUAAGCUUUGGAGAACUCUUCUCGCACUUUACCAUCCGCUAAACCAUUAUGUUGUUCAUUUGGACCUUGAAUCGCCGCUAGAGGAAAGGUUGGAGCUUGCUGCAAGAGUUGAGAAACAGCAUGUCUUCUCAGAGGUUGGAAAUGUUUUUGUAAUUACGAAGGCUAAUAUGGUAACUUAUAGAGGACCGACGAUGGUUGCUAAUACCCUUCAUGCUUGUGCCAUUCUGCUCAAGAGAAGUAAAGACUGGGACUGGUUUAUUAAUCUUAGUGCUUCAGACUAUCCUCUUGUCACUCAGGAUGAUCUGCUAUAUACUUUUACGAAUUUAGAUAGAGGCCUUAACUUCAUUGAGCACACAAGUCGGUUAGGAUGGAAGCUGGAUAAACGAGCAAUGCCUUUAAUUAUAGACCCGGGGCUUUACAUGUCAACCAAGUCUGAUGUAUUUUGGGUCAAUCCUAAGAGAACUCUGCCAACCGCAUUUAAACUAUUCACUGGAUCAGCAUGGAUGGUUUUAUCGCGUGAAUUUGUUGAAUUUGUUGUCUGGGGGUGGGAUAAUCUACCAAGGACCCUUCUCAUGUACUACUCUAAUUUCCUCUCUUCUCCUGAAGGCUACUUUCAGACUGUUGCAUGCAAUGUGCCAGAAUUAGCAAAAACGGUUGUCAACAACGACAUGCAUUAUAUUUCCUGGGACACUCCUCCUAGACAGCACCCUCACGUGCUUAACAUCAACGACACCGAAAAAAUGAUUGCAAGUGGUGCUGCCUUUGCUAGAAAAUUUAAGCAAGAUGACCCAGCCUUGGAUUUGAUUGAUAAAAAACUCCUACGCCGGAGAAAUGGACUGUUCACACUUGGCGGCUGGUGUUCCGGUAAACCCAAGUGUACCGAGGUUGGGAACAUUUAUAAACUCAAACCUGGUCCGGGAGCACAGAGGCUUCAGCGCCAUGUAGCUGAGCUAACAUUGAAGGCUCAAUCUGGUCAAGAUCAGUGUAAGUAGAACCUUGGAGAUGGAACAGUCACAUAGAUAAUUAACAGUCACAUAGAUCCCAGUUGAAUGGAAAUAACAUUUAAGGUCGGAGUGCGAUUUCACCUCAUUCACACUUUAGCUAUAUUACCUCUAUAUCAAGAACCAAAGAUGACAUGAGAUAUGAGAGUCAUCUUUCUUUUUGUAGAUCUUUUUCACAUAAGAGGUUACACACCAUCAAGAUUACGGAAAUUUAUAGGUUAUUUAUCAUUGUUCUUACUUUAUGUUUGAUGGAUCAUUAUCUUUUCGCUUCCUGUGGACAACAGAAAUGUGGAUCAAUAGCUAUAGGCUCAAUCAGCCAGAAAUUGUUUAUUUAUCAUGAUCAACAAUUCAUUAGGGUUUAUUUGUUUUAAA